AUGAAAACAUCGAGUUCAAUCGGGGUGUUCGCUCUCCUUUGCCUGAGGAGAGCGUGGGCCUCCUCGUUUCCUAUCCCGCCUGCCACUCCUGCUGCCAACGGUGCACUGCCUCCAGCUGUACCUCAAGCGACUAUCGGACCGGAUAUUCGAAAACAUGGAUUAAAAGGCCGCGGCGGCUAUUAUACAGACUCGGACGGAUCGGUGUAUCAGUCUGGGGCCUCUGCGACUGGCAAUGACGAUUCCAAUGGCUCAACAGUCACAUCAUGGGUUCCGGCCAGCGCAUGCGGCUACGUGAAUGGGAUCAUGGAUGACUACAAAUUCAUGAUUCUGAUGGUAUCGCCAGAUAGCUCUAUCUACUGCCAUUCCAGUAACCAGUGCGUUUUCCACACUCCGGAUAGCAGUUUCCCUGGCAUGGUGGGCUGUUGCGAGCAAGACGACCCAGCACGUUGUGCGUUCGUAACGACCUGUUACGAGAGAGAGGAGAUCGACGCCACUCCUGCCCUCACCAAUUAUCCCACGUAUAUGUUUGCGGUCUACUGUACCAAUCCAUCAAGCACGUUAUGUCGGACAUGGACUUACCCAGAGCUUUCCCUAACCGAUUAUGGGUGCCUUGAUUCUCGAGUCCACCAAACCGUGUACUUGGCAGCAACAUCACUCGCAGGCCCCAGUGCUGGAUCGGACACAUACCCAACAGUGGCCGCUGUCAGUGCGUCUUUCGUGGAUGGUGACUUUUUGAGGGCUUAUGUAUCGGGCUCGGUGCCUUCCUCAACUGGUAGCCCAGGCAGAGUGACAAGCGCUGUCUCAAGCUCAAGCGAGGCUGAAGCUACUUCUCCGGCAGCCUCCUCACCCGCACCCGGAAAUUCCUCCCCUAAAAGCUCACCAACCAACGUCGGUGCUAUAGCCGGCGGUGUUGUUGGAGGAGUCCUCGGCAUUGCUGGAAUUGUAGCUGCGGGCGUCAUGUUCUACCUACUUCAGAAAAAGAAGAGGGAGACGGCGGCAUCUACAGGAGCCUCUCGUUCUAUUGGAGGUGAAGGGCCUGCCUCUCCACCAAUGCAACAGACACGGAUAAGUGCUUUUACGACCACUCCUUCCCAGGGUCAGGGGAGCUCACAUCAGUCAUAUGCGGAGGUGGAUGGAUAUGACGCAGGCCAGAAAUUUCCCUCUCAAGCUGAAGGGCCUGCGCCCGUGUAUACGCUAUAUGAGAUGGAUGCCGGUCGAACUGCCGAGUAUACUAUUGCUGAGCUGCCCAGUCCCGAUCUCCCACCGCCAAGUUACCGGUGA
Messenger RNA from Penicillium chermesinum, 1281 nucleotides. RefSeq lists its product as uncharacterized. Bases 1 to 1281 code for a protein of 426 amino acids. The record is from RefSeq and is a predicted model, not a curated record. NCBI's taxonomy places the organism in Eukaryota, Fungi, Ascomycota, Eurotiomycetes, Eurotiales, Aspergillaceae. The transcript has 2 exons.